UGCCUCCAAUCAGAUCUUCUGUUGAUCAUGCAGUAGGCAAUAGCCAGCGAAAUCUUGUGUUGGGGGGCUACUCAGUUUUGUUUGUUUACGGUGAAGUUGCAACGUGCAGUUCAGUGAUCGAAUAAACUAAUAUAAGCAAUGCCGCACGAUGUAUUAUGAAAAUGAUUACGAUAGUUACGACAACUCCCAUACUGACAGUAUUGAAUCUCCGUUACCGUUCGUUGAGGAGAUCGACUACAGGGAGAUCGAGCUGCUUGAGGUGAUUGGUAAAGGAACCUUCGGACUUGUUAGAAGAGGCCGAUGGAAGGGACAGGACGUCGCUGUGAAGUCGAUUGAGUCCGACCAUGAGAAAAAAGCGUUUUUAGUUGAGGUUCGUCAGCUGUCUAGAGUAUGUCAUCCAAAUAUAGUGAAACUACAUGGUGCCAGAGUCCACUGUCCUGUGUGCCUUGUCAUGGAAUAUGCCGAGGGUGGGUCUUUGUACAAUGUGCUACACACAAUGAAGGAUAUCCAGUAUACAGCCGCACAUGCCAUCAGUUGGGUGCUCCAGUGCGCCAAGGGAGUGGCAUACCUGCACAACAUGAAACCAAAGGCUCUUGUUCACAGGGAUCUUAAGCCACCCAACCUGCUGCUUGUGAAUGGAGGUACAAUCCUAAAGAUUUGUGACUUUGGCACAGCAUGUGACGUCCAGACAGUGAUGACGAACAACAAAGGCAGUGCAGCUUGGAUGGCACCAGAGGUGUUUGAAAGUGUCAACUACACUGAGAAAUGUGAUGUGUUCAGCUGGGGUAUCAUAUUAUGGGAAGUGCUGACGCGACAGAAGCCCUUCGAAGAUUGUGGACCUCCAGCAUUUUCAAUCAUGUGGGCAGUGCACACGGGCAAGAGACCACCACUCAUCAAGGGGUGCCCGAUGUCCCUCGAGACGCUCAUGACUAGAUGUUGGUUGAAAGACCCAACGAAAAGGCCUUCCAUGUCUGAAGUAGAGCAUAAGAUGGAACUGAUAUCUCAGUACUUUCCUGGCGCUGAUGAACCACUCUCCUAUCCCACACCGGAAGAUUCUGGCGAAGCUGGAAGUAGCUUGGGGUCACAACUGUCACGGCGCCCUUGGUAUGCAAUGUCUUCAUUUGGGGGCUUUUGGGAAUCUCAAGGACAACCGACGUCGAUCACCGCGGAGUGCAGCCGUGCAGCGCAAGAAGGUCAACCUCCUGCAGCGGGAGACAACGACAAGCUCAAUCCUACACAGGCGAGCGCCCCAGCAUCACUCUCUUGCAGCACGGAAGAUGUGUCGAGGCUACCACAGACAUUUGGCGCUCAUAAUCCUCGUGAUGGGACUGCAGUGACUACAUCAGCAAAAAGGCAGUCGGUGGAUUUCAGUGUUCUGUGCCAGAGCAAAGAGAAUAAACCGCUAGGACACCGUCGUAUAGGAUCAGCAGGGUCUGCUGGAGCUUCAGUGAACCCUGGCUGGAGCCCUCCUGAAAGUAGUGGUGACUUUAACAGAGGAGGUGCAACACCUAGGCAUUCUACUGUGGCAAAUACUGUUACUCCAAAACCAGACGGACCUCGCAAAACCUCGUGGCCUUCUACACCAGAAUGUCCUCAAGAUGUCGAUCUGGGUCUAAACGCUCACCUGCUGAUUGAACCGGCACUGCAGCCUCUGUCUCCUGACCUGCAUUCCAGAGAAUCUGUAGAGUUGUUUGAAGCACAUCGACGUCUUGCCCAAUGGCACUUUAAGCUGCACACUGAAAUCAGUCUUCUACAGCAGAGGAGCCUUGAAUUGGACAAGGAGCUGCAGCAACCACUAUUAGCUCAGCCGCUACACACAUACUAUGAUGAACGUGAACAGCUUGAGAAAGAAAAGGAAGGCCUAAUAAGCUUUCGCAAGAGCCUCAAGUGUCAGCUGCAGAAGCUGAAAACGCAACAAGACCAGCAAAGGAGGCAGACAUCAAAUGGACCAAGCUCAGAUGAAUGGGUGAUGGUACCCCUGACCGGCUGGUAGCACGGUUGCCAUGGAUGUGUUUCACUGUGAAAGGAGGCUUCUGCUGUGGAUGGUACAUGCUGUCUUUUUAUCUUUUUUAUCUGACUGAGAAGAAAUUAUGUUACUCUUUGUAAGGUUAUCUACAAAGUGGUUAUGCACAAAGUUUUAGAUGUUUUAAGUAGUUUACAAUGUGCUGUUGACAUAAUGUAGACUCUUGUGGUUUCCUGGUACAUCUACAUUGUGUACAAAAUCCAUUGCUUCCAUGUAGUAAAUGUACAAAUCAUAUGUCUUUAUAUCCACCUGAGUACAAUUGUGUGUGGCUAGCAAGGUACUUAUAGGGAGAUAUGGCCAUAAAGUAGAUACAGAAAUGCUGCCAUGAAAUUUCUGCAGCUAUAUGUCCAGAGUACCUUUUUAAACGCUAGCAGCUAACAUCUAUUUUCAAUAAUUGUGCACUGGGUUAGCAAGUAAAAAAUGCAAGAGCGAGUUGUUGCAAAUAUUCUGCACAUUGUGUACAGUGUGGUACAGUACUUGUAGUGACAAAAAUUGCUCCAGAGAGGCGACUUGCAAUCUCCAGUGGUUCUAGAAUGCCUCAUGGGGGCAAGUCGUUCCACAGAGGGAUGCAAGACUGUAUGUUGAAUGUGCGUGCACAAAUGUUAUUACACAGCACAUUGCACAUAAGCAGUUGCAAACAGUUUCUCAGCCACUGUAACAUAUUAUUAAGAAUGCUUAUUUUGUCAAUCUAAAAUUGUUGCCUUUCCAUAAAGGCAUCAUGCAUAUAUCCUCACUUGUUAAGGACAAGGUACAACUGUAGUUCACAAAAGCUGUGCUGGUAGAAACUUGUCAGCUGGUGCCAAUUAUUGUUUCACAAAAAUGACAAGUAUGGACUGUGGCCUAUGCUUUGUAUAAAUCAUUGGUGGCCCACAUAUCAAAAAGGUACUGAAACAAAAUCAAACUAUAUACGAAGGUACUUCUCCGAAGCAUAGUCAGUAUUCUCAUUGCAAGUGCAGUAACAGCAUGUAAAAUUGUAAAUACAGCUUUCUACAUACUCUCCUGCCCAUCUAAAUAAUGUGUCUGCGGCAGGCUGUACAACAGAGUGUCUGAUGAGGUACAUGUUUAAAUGCCCCAUUUGAAAAUGGUUGUUUCACAGGAAAUUUGUGGAACUGUGUUAUGGGCUCUGCUCAAAUCGUAAAAUUGGGUGCAUUUGUUCUGUUUUCUGAAGAGAUAUAGCAUUGCCUUGUUGCACCAUUUCCAAAUAAAAUGUUACUGUUAAUGUA
Molecule: messenger RNA, 3246 nt
Organism: Ornithodoros turicata
Lineage: Eukaryota; Metazoa; Arthropoda; Arachnida; Ixodida; Argasidae
Product: mitogen-activated protein kinase kinase kinase 7-like
Exons: 16
Coding region: 149-1993 (614 amino acids)
Biological process (GO): immune response; protein phosphorylation; positive regulation of canonical NF-kappaB signal transduction
Molecular function (GO): magnesium ion binding; ATP binding; MAP kinase kinase kinase activity
Source: RefSeq, a predicted model, not a curated record